CGUAAACAUGGCGGAAAAGAGAAAGCGAAGGAGACAGGAUGAGAAUGCUGAUCCCCCCACAAAAGAGGAAUAUGCAGUUGCCAAAUACCUACGUUUUAACUGCCCUCUUAGGGAGGGAAAGUUGGUGGGCAUGUCUGUGCAGUGCUUCAUUGCAUCAAAGGCUGUAGAUGCCUUGUUGGAAUCCAAAUGGGGAGCUGGGAAAUCAGAUUCUGAUCUUCUGUUCGGUAACAGACACUCAUGUGUCAGCUAUUGUGAUAAACUCCUCCAGAAGGGCCUGUUUCACAGAGCUGCCCGAGUGGAAAAAAAGAAAAGUGACAAGUCCAAGAAAAAGAAGAAGUUAAAGGAUGGAGAGGAGGCCGAGCCAGUAGAGGAGGAGAAGGAAAAAGACAAAAAAGGCAAGAAGGAGAAGAAAUCAAAGAAGGAGAAAGAUGAAGGUGAGAAGCCAGAGGAAGUUGAGAAAAAGCCUGCAGAAAAAGAAGAGAAAAAAGAAGAAGACAAGGAUAAGAAGAAGAAGGAGAAGAAGCUGAAACUGGUGAUGCAUGAAGACCAGAUGUUUAAGGACGGAGAUGAGGUGUAUGUGUGGAUUUAUGAUCCUGUGCCCCUGAAGACGUUUAUCAUUGGUUUGUUACUAGUCCUAGGUGCAAUUGCCCUGUGUUUGUUCCCGUUAUGGCCAUCUGAGGUGCGAAUUGGGGUCUACUAUCUCAGCUUGUCUGGAGCUGUCUUUGUUGGAGUCAUUCUGUUACUUAUUGUUGUAAGGUUCAUCUUGUUCUGUUUCAUCUGGGCAUUGACACUUGGAAAACAUCAUUUCUGGUUCUUGCCCAAUCUAACGGAAGAUGUGGGAUUUUUCGACUCCUUCCGGCCAUUGUACAAACAUGAUUACUAUGAUGGAACCAAAACAGAAAAAGAAAAACCUCGUGGGAAAAAGAGUAAAGAGAGUGAUGAAAGUGACAAGGACAGUAAGCAGGGUAAGGGCGAUGCAGAGGCAGUGCUGAGAAGUAAAACCACAAAGGACAGCAAUGAAGACAAAGAGGAGCAGAAUGGGUUUGAACUUGUGGAAAAGGAGGAUGUGGAUCAGUUUGAAGUGGAUGGAGAACACAUUGUAGACGAUGAACAGGAAGUGGACAAUGAAAACGACGUGGAAGGAGAAAAUGAUGUUGAUGAGGAAAAUGAUGAUGAAUCUCCAGAAAAUGAAGAUGAUGAAAAUGAUGAUGAUAACCAAGAAGAUAACUCAGAUGAAAAUGAACCCAAAAAGACAAAGUGAUUUAAUUACAGCUGGGUAUUUGUUUUGACACUGUGGUGUUCUAGAUUAGAAAAAAACCUGAUACAUGUUCACUGUUCUUCUUUAUUAUAUACGGUUUUACUUGUUUUUGAACAAGCUUGUUUUGUUGUAAGUGUUUAACCCUCUAUUUGGAAUGCAACAUUUUUAACUCUACAGGAGAAUGUUGAUGUAUUUAUGAUGGAUAUUGAGAGGAAGAAGUGAUCUAUAAUGAAGAUCACUUGUACAAGAUUGUGAAUCUGUUAACAUGUAUGUUGGUUAAAAAUGAAAAGUUUUCACUGGCAUAAAAAAGGGUCGGAAAAUUCAAGCCACAUUUAGUUCAUCUAGUCAGUUUUAUGCAAAAAUGUCUCAACCAGUUCAGUUCUAACAGUUUUCUUAUCAGUUGACUGUUGCCAAAUUGGUACUGCUGUUCUUUGCAGUUAAAAGAUUAGUGUAGAAGAAGGGCAUAUUCUGUUAUCUUUACCAUGUACUGUAAGGGGAUAUUCUCUUAUCUUUACUGUAUAGAACAAGGGGAUAUUCUCUUAUCUUUACUGUAUAGAACAAGGGGAUAUUCUCUUAUCUUUACUGUAUAGAACAAGGGGACAUUCUCUUAUCUUUAUUGUAUAGAACAAGGGGAUAUUCUCUAUUUUCAUUGUAGAAAUAGGAAUAUUACCACAAUCUUUUAGCUUUGUAGCAGCUUCUGUGCACAAGUUUUAUGCAUAUGCUACAUAUAAUUUGAAACCGGAGCCGUUUGGUUAUACAUGUACCAUCAAAACGGAGAACCCAGACAUUAGUGCAACAAAAUCGUAAUGUAAAGGAAAUGCUGACUUGUGUUCUUACACGUUAAAUAUUGGUGCUUAAAAUUUCUUCAGGAGACACGAGAUAGGGGAAACAAUCCAAUUCUUUGGUGUGAAUCGUUAAGAGUAGUCUGCCCCUGUUGGUGGUCGUGUUGAAAUGUUUGUGUUGUUGUUUUUAAUGAGUUUGUAACAUCAUUUCUGGUGAAACAUUGUGGAAUGUAUAUAAUAGUAAACCAAGGCUUCUGAUUGUAUGUAAAUUAUUGACUGAUAACAGUUUCAACCAAACUCAUGUAUGUAGACAAAUCACUAUUUCAGCGUAGAGAAUCCUUGAGCAAGUUAAUUAAAAACGGUAUAUGAGUGAUGAUUUCUAAUGUCUCUGGCCAUAAGUAGUUGAUAUUGUGUUCCUACCAAGGAUU
Liolophura sinensis is the source of this 2468-nucleotide messenger RNA. Its product is annotated as translocation protein SEC62-like. The transcript is spliced from 9 exons. Bases 8 to 1261 code for a protein of 417 amino acids. Lineage: Eukaryota; Metazoa; Mollusca; Polyplacophora; Chitonida; Chitonidae. Gene Ontology annotation, cellular component: endoplasmic reticulum membrane; endoplasmic reticulum. Gene Ontology annotation, biological process: post-translational protein targeting to membrane, translocation. The record is from RefSeq and is a predicted model, not a curated record.